AUGGCAUUCGGAAUUCAAGCGGGAUUGUCUCUCUAUGCCGAACUGUUGCCAAACAUCCGCCAAAUCAUGCUUCACGUGUCCUUGGCUGAUUCCUUGUUUUCAUCUGAGAGCUCCGGUAUCCCAGGAAUUCCCGUUGACCCUCUUGAUAACAAAUUUUCUCUUACUCUCCAGCCCUCACGCCGCUCAGUUUGCCUCUCUGGUCCCUGGGGAGAACGAACCUUUGACCUACCCGCACGUGUUUCGGUAUCCGCAUACACAACUCUUGCUACAAGACCUAUUCGUAUAUAUUGGGGUGUAGUUAAACACAAUGAACAUAAUGAACUCACCUAUAGACUCCAAGUUGACGAGACCAGCCCUUCAGUCGGGCCCCGGUUACCAGAUGGCGGGGCAAGCUUUGUGAAUAAUGGGUUGCAAGUUCCGUGGACUUCAAAGGACAUGAAUUCUGAAAGCCGCAUUCGGUGUCGACAGUGCAAAAAUAUUCUUUUUAAUCCUUCAGAGAAGGGGGGGAUUAUAUGGAAAGACUUACCUAGUUCUGAUUGGGCAGAGAUGAUGGAUUUAUGGCAUUGCCACAAACCUGAUGCGCAUGAAGACGGUCAUGGUGAUGCUACCAAUUACACCGGACCUCAUGUCAACGAUGAGAACGAAACUAUAAAAGGGUAUGGUGCCGCCAAUCAGAUUGUCUGCGCACCUGGGACAGUAUUGAUUGACAUUUUGUCUUUUGUGAUGGCAGAGGAUGAUUGCCAGGGAUUGGAGAAGUCGAAACCGUCACUUUCUUCUUCUUCUGCUUACGAUACGUAUAACGGAGAUCAGCAGUCUGCAUCCAAAACUCACCCCGUUGUUAGUCUGUCAUGCUCCUGGUGCGGUGCCAUAGUUGGAGAGGAAGACACUUCUUUUCCAAGCUUGAGACUAUACAAGACGAACGUCUCCGUUUUACAGAAACCCAAGGAUGAAAUCAGUUCCGAUGAUGACCUGUGGGAGUCUUACCCGGUGGACAUGAUCGUUGGAACGCAGCUGCUAGAGCUAGUUGAGAGAAUUGGUGCUAGGAGAUUUGCUGUCCACAGCACAGAUUAUAAAUUACCAGACAGCCAGGGCUCCAGGAGCGGAUUGUUGCUUUGGUUGUUCAAUCCGGACUUGCGAUACUCCAGCUUGUCAUCCGGUUCUGGUGCUGAUGGCGAUGUAUCUACUACUACAGCGCAACGGGCCGUGAAGGUGUUCUACAAGGAAGUCGCAGACAUUCAAUCAAUGCUCGAUCCAGCGCAGGGCACCCCGUCGCCGACUGCAGUGGAAGAAGUUAGCCUUCCAGCCAACGUUUAUGACGUCAUGAAACAGGCGCUGGAGAGAAGCAGUGAAACUUUACCCAUGUCUGGUCGUCAAUUUGGUGAAUGGAGUCUUCGGUGCUUUAAUUUUGGCAUACAAGUUACAUGUAUUCUGGAUAUGAAUAUUGAUCAUGAUGAUUAUGGGUCCAACAUCGAGUGGAUUCGUGUGGAAGGCGUUGAUGAAGAGAUGCCCGACGCUGCUAGUCCUAACAACGGCAGCGGGGACGGUCCUUUUAGUGGCGAUGGUAAUGGUCACUCCAACUGCGACUGCCACAUAGUCGACGCCACCGACGACUCUAAGAAUCCUCAACUGGAUAGCGGGUAUGGCGCGAAUCGCGACUAG
Molecule: messenger RNA, 1659 nt
Organism: Paracoccidioides brasiliensis Pb18
Exons: 4
Coding region: 1-1659 (552 amino acids)
Biological process (GO): protein monoubiquitination; protein polyubiquitination; protein autoubiquitination
Cellular component (GO): nucleus; ubiquitin ligase complex; cytosol
Molecular function (GO): ubiquitin protein ligase activity; cyclin binding; ubiquitin conjugating enzyme binding
Source: RefSeq, a predicted model, not a curated record